Molecule: messenger RNA, 1641 nt
Organism: Myotis daubentonii (Daubenton's bat)
Lineage: Eukaryota; Metazoa; Chordata; Mammalia; Chiroptera; Vespertilionidae
Gene: PIPOX
Product: pipecolic acid and sarcosine oxidase
Cellular component (GO): peroxisome
Molecular function (GO): sarcosine oxidase activity; L-pipecolate oxidase activity; flavin adenine dinucleotide binding
Source: RefSeq, a predicted model, not a curated record
UGCCCUACUCCUCCUCCUUCAGCCCAGAGCCCUGCUUUGCUCGCCCUCUCCUUUGCGUGUGGGCUCUGUGGCUGUGGGGCUAAGUGGGCAUCAUGGCUGCUCAGAAUGACCUCUGCGAUGCCAUUGUGAUCGGGGCUGGCAUCCAGGGCUGCUUCACUGCAUACCACCUGGCCAAACACGGGAAGCGAGUUCUCCUGCUGGAGCAGUUCUUUCUACCACACUCCCGAGGAAGCUCCCACGGGCAGAGCCGGAUAAUCCGAAGGGCAUACCCUGAAGAGUUUUACACCCAGAUGAUGGAUGAGUGCUACCAGAUAUGGGCCCAGCUGGAGCACGAAGCUGGAACCCAAUUAUACAGGCAGACUGGACUACUACUGCUGGGAGUAAAGGAGAAUCAAGAAUUAAAGACAACCCAAGCAACUCUGUCUAGGUUGGGGGUGAAACACCAGUGUCUUUCAUCUGAAGAACUGAAGCAACAUUUCCCCAACAUUCGGCUGGCCAAGGGAGAAGUGGGACUCUUGGAAGAGUCGGGAGGAGUUCUCUAUGCAGCCAAGGCCCUCAGAGUCCUUCAGGAUGCCAUUCGACAGCUAGGAGGCAAAGUGUGUGAUGGAGAGAAGGUGAUGGAGAUAAAACCAGGGCUACCGAUCAUAGUGAAAACCACCUGUAAGAGUUACCAAGCCAACAGCUUGGUCAUCACAGCAGGUCCUUGGACCAACAGGCUCCUCCGUCCGCUGGGACUUGAGCUGCCUCUCCAGACCCUGCGGAUCAAUGUGUGUUACUGGCGCGAGAAGGUUCCCGGAAGCUACGGGGUGUCCCAGGCCUUUCCAUGCUUCCUGGGCCUGGACCUCAGCCUGGCUCCCCACCACAUCUAUGGGCUGCCCUCUGGAGAAUACCCAGGGCUGAUGAAGGUCUGCUAUCACCACGGCAACAGCGCGGAUCCCGAGGAGCGGGACUGCCCCGCAGCAUUCUCAGACAUCCAGGACGUGCAGAUCCUGAGCCGCUUUGUCAGAGACCACUUACCUGACCUGGAGCCGGGGCCUGCCGUGGUGGAGCAUUGCAUGUACACGGACACCCCUGACAAACACUUCAUUCUUGAUCGACACCCGAAGUAUGACAACAUUAUCAUUGGUGCUGGAUUCUCGGGGCAUGGAUUCAAGCUGUCCCCUGUUGUGGGCAAGAUCCUGUAUGAAUUAAGCAUGAAGUUGACACCAUCCUAUGACUUGACACCUUUUCGAAUCAGCCGCUUCCCUGGCCUGGGCAAAGCUCACCUUUGACCCAGACAUCCAAGACGUCCGGCAGCCUUUCCUUUGAGCACAGAUGGUCAAUCAAAUAUUCUAUCAUCACGGAGUAGCCAGGACCUUUGAGAGCAUGUCUGUUUGUACAACGAGGGGCACAAGGACCUGGGCAGGAGACCAAAGUGGUUGUUAAAAUUCUCUUUGCUGGGGCAUUUGAUGAAUUGGAGAUAGAUUUGACUAAGGCUGCCCAGCGGAGGGUAAACAAGGUGAUUUGUAGAGGACUACUGCCCUUGAAGUUCCCUUUCCUUGGAACUAGAGCCACCCUCCAUCACAAGCUCUGCUAAAACCUGGCUCAUCGUGGGUGCACCAUGAAUGUUUGUGGGAAAAAAUGUGUUGAAUUGACAAAUAA